This is a messenger RNA of Bolinopsis microptera, 1413 nucleotides long. RefSeq names its product actin, cytoskeletal 1A-like. The record is from RefSeq and is a predicted model, not a curated record. The transcript has 5 exons. Lineage: Eukaryota; Metazoa; Ctenophora; Tentaculata; Lobata; Bolinopsidae. The coding region runs from base 53 to 1180 and encodes 375 amino acids.
UUACCUUGAUCUCAAGUAUUUCGCUUAUCUGUUACUUUUCCAAACAAUCAACAUGGAUGAUGAUGUAGCUGCCCUGGUUGUGGACAAUGGGUCCGGAAUGGUAAAGGCCGGCUUUGCCGGAGAUGACGCUCCCCGAGCUGUCUUCCCUUCCAUCGUUGGACGUCCCCGUCAUCAGGGUGUCAUGGUCGGCAUGGGACAGAAGGACUCCUACGUAGGAGACGAAGCCCAGAGCAAGAGAGGUAUCCUCACCCUGAAAUACCCCAUCGAGCAUGGAAUCGUCACCAACUGGGAUGAUAUGGAGAAGAUCUGGCAUCACACCUUCUACAACGAGCUGAGAGUUGCUCCCGAGGAACACCCCGUCCUUCUGACCGAGGCUCCCCUCAACCCUAAGGCCAACAGAGAGAAGAUGACCCAGAUCAUGUUCGAGACUUUCAAUACCCCUGCCAUGUACGUUGCUAUCCAGGCUGUCCUGUCUCUGUACGCUUCUGGCCGAACAACUGGUAUCGUCAUGGAUUCAGGAGAUGGUGUCUCUCACACAGUCCCAAUCUAUGAAGGUUAUGCCCUCCCCCACGCCAUCCUCCGUCUGGAUCUGGCUGGACGUGAUCUGACUGACUACCUCAUGAAGAUCCUGACAGAGAGAGGGUAUGCUUUCACCACCACUGCCGAGAGGGAAAUCGUCCGAGAUGUCAAGGAGAAACUGUGCUACGUUGCUCUUGAUUUUGAACAGGAAAUGCAGACCGCUGCAGGCUCCAGCUCACUCGAGAAGUCCUACGAGCUCCCUGACGGACAGGUCAUCACCAUCGGAAACGAGAGGUUCAGGUGCCCUGAGACCCUCUUCCAGCCUUCAUUCAUCGGUAUGGAAUCUGCUGGAAUCCACGAGACUUGCUACAAUUCUAUCAUGAAAUGCGAUGUUGACAUCAGGAAGGAUCUGUACGCCAACACUGUCCUCUCCGGAGGUACCACCAUGUUCCCUGGUAUCGCUGACAGGAUGCAGAAGGAGAUCACCGCCUUGGCUCCACCCACCAUGAAGAUCAAGAUCAUUGCUCCUCCAGAGAGGAAAUACUCUGUCUGGAUCGGAGGAUCCAUCCUUGCUUCUCUGUCUACCUUCCAACAGAUGUGGAUCUCCAAGCAGGAAUACGACGAAUCCGGCCCCAGCAUUGUUCACAGGAAAUGCUUCUAAGUUUGAGAGACUGAUUAUGUUCUGGAACAUUCUUUGUUCCCUGAGUUGCUGGCUGAGAUUAGGACUUGGUAAUACGUCUUGUCUGUUUUAGUAAUUAAUGAUUGGAAGUGUACGAUGUACCUAUGAUUGAAUUAUGUUGUAUAUUUUUAAUAAUUAUCGUUUUUACAAUUUCUAAUACCACCUUGUUUGCACCAUUUCAAAAUCAUUAAGUUAUUGGUUAUACUUUUCUCGAA